GGAAGUGACGUACGCGCUCACGAGACUCAGAAUCAGAUUAAACCAUCGGAUUCAUGUAAAAAAAAUCUAAACAGGCGAGCUGCUUUGGGACGACGGGAGAGGAGCAGGAGUUAAUCGGUGAAGUGGAAAGCACAGAGAGCUUAGAAGAAGGGCUUUGAAUCUGAGUUUUCUUCAGAUGUAGCUGAAAGACAUGCUCACCAGCUUCAGCACAGGUCUCCUGAUCUCGAGCCGAAGUUUCCGUUAUUAAAGCCUCUUAGCCCACCCUCUCUGUUGUCGGGCAGCUGCCCAUGCACAUGCACGGCACCAUGGGUAGCUCCCCAGAGGUGCUGUCCUGGACCUCUUGCCCCAGCCUGCUGGUGGGAAAGCUCAAAGAAGAGCUCAAGCUCACUGUGGUGGGAGACGCUCUGAAGAAAGCCAAUACCAACAAUUCCCCUUCUCCCCAAGCCCCACCACCUGCCCCUCCUCCACAGAUCAUCACAGACCUGGCUCCGCCUACCAGCCUCCCCGUGCCCCUGCAGCCAGGCCGAGACGACGACUUGGGCGUGAGCGGUAGCAGCCCACCCUGCACGGCGCUCAGCGAGGACUCGAGCCGAGAGCAGGGCCACUUCGAGAACAGUGUGCUGCAGCUGCAGGAGCAUGAAGAGGAACACCACGCUGAGCAUGAAGAGCACGGUUCCUGCGGGGAAGAGGGCAACGAGGACGGAGGCUGUAACAUGGAGCACGCUGACCAGCAUCAUCAUGACGAUAUCAAACUUCACUUCCAUCGAGCCAACACGGGCGGAGGCGGCUUCCUGGAAGGCUUGUUCGGCUGCUUAAAGCCUGUGUGGAAUAUCAUAGGGAAGACGUACUCGACAGAUUACAAGCUUCAGCAGCAAGAUGUGUGGGAGGUUCCUUUCGAAGAGAUCUCCGAGCUGCAGUGGUUGGGAAGUGGAGCUCAGGGCGCCGUCUUCCUGGGAAAGUUCCACUCCGAAGAAGUGGCCAUCAAGAAGGUCCGAGAGCAGAAAGAGACAGACAUCAAACACCUCCGCAAACUGAAGCACCCCAACAUCAUCGGUUUCAAGGGUGUUUGCACACAGGCUCCGUGUUACUGCAUUAUCAUGGAGUACUGUGCUCAGGGGCAGCUGUACGAGGUACUCAGGGCAGGGAGGAAGAUAACUCCCCGUCUCCUAGUGGACUGGGCAUCGGGCAUCGCCAGCGGCAUGAACUACCUACACCUCCACAAGAUCAUCCACAGAGACCUCAAAUCACCAAAUGUGUUAGUCACUCAUAACGAUGUUGUGAAGAUCUCUGACUUUGGGACAUCCAAAGAGCUGAGUGAUAAGAGCACUAAGAUGUCAUUUGCUGGUACGGUGGCCUGGAUGGCUCCAGAGGUGAUCCGCAACGAGCCUGUAUCUGAGAAAGUAGACAUCUGGUCAUUUGGUGUGGUGUUAUGGGAGCUCCUGACCGGAGAGAUCCCCUAUAAAGAUGUGGAUUCCUCGGCCAUUAUCUGGGGCGUAGGGAGUAACAGUCUGCACCUUCCUGUGCCCUCGACCUGCCCUGACGGCUUCAAAAUCCUCAUGAAGCAGACAUGGCAGGGUAAACCCAGAAACAGGCCAUCAUUCAGACAGAUCCUGCUGCACCUGGACAUCGCCUCUGCAGACGUGCUGGGAGCCCCCCAGGAGACGUACUUUAAAUCUCAGGCGGAGUGGAGAGAGGAAGUGAAAAAGCAUUUUGAGAAGAUAAAAAGUGAAGGAACAUGCAUCCACCGUUUGGAUGAGGAACUUAUACGGCGCAGAAGAGAUGAACUCAGGCAUGCACUGGACAUUCGAGAGCAUUAUGAGAGGAAGCUAGAGAGGGCUAACAACCUGUACAUGGAGCUGAGUGCAAUCAUGCUGCAGCUAGAAGUGCGAGAGAAAGAGCUCAUGAAAAGGGAGCAAGCUGUGGAGAAAAAAUACCCCGGCACAUACAAACGCCACGUGGUGCGACCCAUCGUCCGACCCAACGCUGUCGAGAAGCUCAUCAGGAAGAAAGGCAGCGUGAACCACAAACCUGGCACACAGACUCCCAAGAGGCCUGAUCUGCUGCGCUCUGAUGGAAUCUCCAGUGUGGAGGCUUUCCCAGUGUCCUCUCCUCUCUCAGGCAGCCCAAGGGUUUCUACUCCUCCUGGGAAAGCACGCUACCGCAGCAAACCACGCCACCGCCGCACCAACAGCAAGGGCAGCCACAAUGAGUUUCCCGGGGUCCUAAAGCCCAAUGUCAACACGGCUGAGGAACAGCAACCACUGCAGCCUCAGCAAUACCAUCAUAAUCAUCACCAUCAUCACCAUCACCAAUACCCUCAUCAGCUACCACCUGAGAGCCCUCUGCUCCCUUUGCAGAGGCGAGACAACGCAGCAGCCACAUGCGCCAGCGAGCUACGCUACUUUGGCCCUGCCGCAGCACUACGCAGCCCUCACACUGAGCACCUUCAGCACUCCAGCCCCGACCUCAUCAACACCACUCUGGAGGCCGAUGCACGGCAACAUGCAGCCACCGGGCCAGCUGCACUCUGCCCCUGCUGCCAGGGUCACCCACUGCCUGGGUGCCCGCGGUGCCAGGACAUGUUGCCUGACUGCUCUCUGGUCAGUACACGUGAGGGUCCAGACAGAGAAGGUAUGGAGGGACAGCAACAGCCAGAGCAAGCUGGCUCUCCACAGAACAGCCUCCCGCGCUCCCUCAGAACACUCAGCAAGGCUGGGGAUGACUCAUCUGAGGAAGAGGAGGGAGAGGUUGACAGUGAAGUGGAGUUUCCACGGAGACAGAGGCCUCACCGCUGCAUGAGCAGCUUUCAGUCGUACUCGACGUUCAGCUCGGAGAAUCUGUCUGUGUCGGAUGGGGAGGAGGGAAACACGAGCGAGCACUCACACAGCGGACCUCUAGAGGCACUGAGCGCCAGUCAGGAGGAGCAGCUGGACGAGCUGCUUUCACACACACCAGAGAUCCCCAUCGACAUCUCCACACAGUCUGACGGGCUCUCUGAUAAAGAGUGUGCUGUGCGCCGGGUCAAGACUCAGAUAUCCCUGGGCAAGCUGUGUGCGGACGAACAUAGUUAUGAGAAUCCGCUGCACUUCGGUGAUUCAGACUGCGACUCUUCAGAAGCCGAGUGCUCCGACGCCACCAUCAGGAACAAGCAGCCGUGUGCUCCCUCUUCCUGGUGAGCUCCUCCUACGGUCCCACCUUCUGGGAGGAAGACCAUCGCAAUAACUGGGGCCUGCUGUAAAAGACCACGCCCCUUUGCUCAUUCAGUCCCCGCCCUCUAUCUCAAGCCCCACCCAUCCGAGUAAGCUCAGGCAACUCUGGACUGACAAUGUAGCUAGUGUAACAUUCAUAAUUUAUUUUUCUGCAUUCAAGGUGAAGAAAACAAAAAAAAAAAUCAGGAGGUCUUUUAAAUUCUAGCCUAGAACAAAAGGACAAAAAUGAAGGAGUGUAUUGGGUUGGAAUGGAACAAAAGGUGCAAACUCUCAACCACAAACAUGGCGAUCAAGGAUUUUUUUGUGUGUGUGUGUGUGUGUGUGUGUGUGUGUGUGUGUGUGUGUGUGUGUGUGUGUGUGUGUGUGUGUGUGUGUGUGUGUGGUGGAGAGUAUAAUAAAGAUCACUCUGAUUAAACAUGGGACCCUUUAAUAGAAACGCAAGCAGCCAGAUCUGCCCUUUUUGGCUAAGACGCUAAGACUCGCUAGCUACCUGGUAAAGCUUGAGUUUAUAAUAAAUGAUGCCCUGGGACAUCAGGGUCACUCCGGUUUGAGCACCAGCAUGAACAGCACCUGUCCGUCCUCUCUCGUUUUUUUCAUCUCUCCAUCUCUUAUUUCUAACACCACAGACGCAUGUGGAGUCUCAGCAUGCCAGUUGGACCAACCAAUCAGACUUUGCUGCUGAGUUUCUCAGACACACAGUGGAGCACCAACUCGCUUUCAAAAUGACGCACAACAGAAUUUGUGUGAGAAAUCCCUGAAAUCAGUGUUGAAGCUGGAGAAAACCAGUCCAAUGUUCCUCUCACCUCAGGCCUGAACUCGGAAGGAUUAUGAGACUGGAAGAUGACGAUAACACAUUCCUCUUCCUGUGCGGAUCUGUGUCUAGACCCAAGUUUCUCAAAAAAGCCCUGUACUUCUAUUCUUUAAUCUCAUCUCAGUUUUUCCAUUCAAGGUCAUUUGUAUAUUUAAUGAUUUAGUUGAUGUGAAGAUGCAGCAGCCCCUUAAAUCCCUCAGGACUUGGCGUAAUUUGUUCUGUUUUUGUUCGUAUAUAAAGUGAGACUGAAUGUCUAGUGUGAGGCACGUGCCUUCGGACACACUCUAAAGGUUCAGCAAUAAUGCAGGUUCCGCUCAGGCUUAGGAGAAUCUCGCUCAGGAGGACUGUCUAGCUGGCUGGACAGAUGCACUGGCAAGUUGUAGUGACGCAAGGUAGUUAUAGGAGAAGCCGCAUUUUAAAAAGCGUCUAUUUUUGAGACAUUUGUGUUGCUCUGAAUCACCUCCUGCGUUUUACUGAUUUGAUGCUCAGGUUAAGUUAACUGCACAGUGCAGCUCUUUUCUUCAGCGUACUAGCAGUGGCACUCCACUAGGGGGAGACAGAUCUGUGUGUUGUGUUGCUGUGAUAGAAAACCAAGCAACGUUCCUUUUAUAUUCGUCUAAAUACUAGGAGUAUGUUUUAUUAGGGUUAGCAGUAGUCAUUUAGAUUCCCUACUAAUAUAACCUGUUCUUACGUUCACAAAAUGAGGGAUGCUGCAUCUUUUAUCACUGAUAAUAUACUGUAUUCAUUACCCGUGUGUGUUUUUGGUGUGUGUGCGUGUGUAUGUUUGUGUAAUAGUUUAGACAGGACGGCCAGUUGAACUUUAAAUGGAUUAAGUCAGGUUAGACUGACGGAUAGCUCAUGAGAGAGAGUGAGGGUGUAUAUUUUAUUUUCCUGAUUUUACAGGGUUUGUUCGUAUGUUGAAGUCUUACACCCGAAUGCAUUUGCAGCAAAUGAACAAAGCAAGAAGUUCAACACCUAACCCUGUUUACUUAAUCCUGUUUGAGACGAAUCUUAUUUCCAGUUUGUAUUCUCUGACCAGCACGAUUCAGAUUGGAUGACAAAACGAUUUCAGUCUGAAUGAGAAGGACUUGUGAGGCUUUGUCUGGUAACCAGUGAGCCAGGACAACUUAUGGACACACACCAACCUCAUUUCUCUUGUUUACGUCUUUAAAAAGCUUCUGUGAUUUAUUCCACAGAAAUCAGACAGGUAUUGAGAGUAAAGUACAAUAAUGUCUUUCCAUCUGCAGCACUAUAAUGUUUUCUGUAUAGUUAUAAUUAUUUGUUGUGUUAAUUUAAUUUAAUUUAAUUUCUCUUCCUUUUCUUUUUGUAGCUGGCCUACACGGUCUUUGGAUUAAUUUAUUUUGGACUACUAGCAAGUUUAGAAUCAUGUUAGUUUUCCUAAUCAUAUCGAUUUUUUUUUUCUCAUAUCAUUAUUAUUUUGUGAAGUAUUUCUGGAAGGAGAGGGUUCAGUCUUUUUCUGAGUGAACAACUUUGUUAAAACUAGAGCUGGAAAGAGUUGAGAUUCUGAAAUCAUGUUUCCGUCUGCUUCAGUAUUUUGGAUCUGGCUAUCGUUUCAUCUAAGAGAGCUCAAGUAAUAAAAUCCCCCACAGUUUCUCUUUCCAGAGAGAUAAUGAAAUCAUUAGCACCUGAUUCUGACUGUAGGUUGAACAGCUUAGAUGAGGACUUGCUUAAGACAUUCGGUCUUCAUUAUUCAGUGGUAUUUGUCAGCUUAAAUACUGAAGCUCGGAGAUGCGAGCAGAGUCCCAGCAUCAGUCCUGUUUAAUUAGCACAUGUAAUUCAAGUAACAUGAUCAAUUACUGGGUAACAGUUUCUUCUCAGUGCUUGACUUGCACAAGUUUGGGCAUUUUGCUCAGUGCUGUUGGUUUAGUAAAUUAGCUCAGUAAUGUGCUAACAAUAUACCUAUUAACAUAAGGGGUUUCUUAUUGCACCUGUAAGCAAAGAUUGGAUAAAAAAUAGACAGAGUUCUCUUUAGUGUGUUAUUUGCCAUACUGUCUGUAUUUCAUAAUCUGGCAGAUAAAGUCUGAAUGCUCUCAGUAUUUAAAUCAGGAAGAAACUGUACUAUGAAGUCAGAUUUUUACCAACUUUACAAACAUCUCGCUGUAUCACGUCUCUGUUUCUCAGUACGCUCAUCUUAUUCCUUCCCACAUUUUUCUCAUUCCGUUUUCAACUAAUGCAUAAACAGUUAUUUUGUUAUAAACUAUUUUUGUGCAGGAUGUGUUAAAACUCUGAGCUAUUUUUCUUCUCCUCCAGUAUGUUUCUUACUCAUGUCCCGCCUUCCCUUUCCCUAUCUUGAAUGGCAUUCUGAUCAACCAACCCUGACGGUUUCCUGUAUUAGCCUGUGUACAGUGCAGUGGGAGCAGGAAGGAAUAAAAUCAAAGCAAACAACUGCAUGGAAUAAAACGCUGAUGUACUGUAUCAAA
Messenger RNA from Pangasianodon hypophthalmus (striped catfish), 6461 nucleotides. It is a transcript of the gene map3k13, whose product is annotated as mitogen-activated protein kinase kinase kinase 13. The coding region runs from base 288 to 3176 and encodes 962 amino acids. Lineage: Eukaryota; Metazoa; Chordata; Actinopteri; Siluriformes; Pangasiidae. The record is from RefSeq and is a predicted model, not a curated record. Gene Ontology annotation, molecular function: JUN kinase kinase kinase activity; ATP binding. Gene Ontology annotation, biological process: protein autophosphorylation; JNK cascade. The transcript has 15 exons.